Messenger RNA from Daucus carota subsp. sativus, 5615 nucleotides. RefSeq lists its product as uncharacterized. Gene Ontology annotation, molecular function: protein kinase activity; ATP binding. The coding region runs from base 187 to 5394 and encodes 1735 amino acids. The record is from RefSeq and is a predicted model, not a curated record. The transcript is spliced from 14 exons. NCBI's taxonomy places the organism in Eukaryota, Viridiplantae, Streptophyta, Magnoliopsida, Apiales, Apiaceae. Gene Ontology annotation, biological process: recognition of pollen; protein phosphorylation.
UUAAACCAUUUACUACUAACUGGCAGCUAAUGCUUGUGUUAUAUCUUCCUGAACAGUUGCUUAUCAGUGUGCCAAGUCCUUACAAUUGAGCUUUUUGAGCUAAAUUAAGUUGGUAGCUAAACUAAUAAUGCAUCUAAACUAUUGACUUGGUGUCGCAGGAACAAGGCGGAAUAUAUUGUACAAACUAUGCUUCUCAGCAGAAAUUCCCCAAGUUUCGUGUUCCUAUUUUUUCUUCUCCGAUAUUGCACUUCUACAAGCAUCAUCACCCUAGAUAAGCCUCUCAGGGACGGUAGUGUUUUGGUUUCUGCAGAACAAAACUUUGCACUUGGAUUCUUUAGCCCCAAGGAUAGUAGCAAGAGAUAUGUGGGUAUUUGGUACAACAAAGUCUCUGUACAAACAAUAGUUUGGGUUGCCAACAGGGAUCAUCCACUCACAAAUACAUCCGGAGUUCUAAAACUAGACAAGACUGGAGCUCUUUUUUUAUAUGACAGCCAAAAGCCCGGUGUUUUCUUGUGGUCGACUAAUAUUACAAACUCAUCAUCUGUUGCUCAAUCAAACUACUCGGCCGAGCUCUUGGACUCGGGAAAUUUCAUACUACAUGGAGAUGUAAACAACAAGGAUGUUCUGUGGCAAAGCUCUGAUUUCCCCUCAGAUGCUCUGAUUUCGGAUAUGAAGAUUGGAGUGGACCGUAGGUCCGGUCUCAACCGUUUCUUGACCUCAUGGAAGUCACCUGACAAUCCAGGGAGCGGAUCAUAUACACUUAUGAUUGAUGCUAAUGGUUCGGUUCCCCAGCUUUUUUUGUACAGAAAUUGGGAGCCUGUAUGGCGUGGAGGGCCUUGGAAUGGUGUCGGAUGGAGCGGUGUGCCUGAAAUGGCAGUCCUUGGAUCUGCUAGAUUUAUUUUCAAUGUAAGUUAUGUUGAUAAUGCUGAGGAGGUGUAUCUUGUGGAUUACUUGCGUAACAAGUCAGUUAUUUCGAGAAUGAUUGUUAAUGAGUCGACUGGAACUCUUCAGAGGCUAACUUGGCAAGAGGGAAACAAUAAGUGGGUAAAUUUCUAUUCAGCACCCAAGGAUAUAUGUGACUAUUUUGGUCAUUGUGGAGCCUUUGGUGUUUGUAACAUUUACAAUGUGGGCGAGUACGAGUGCAAGUGUCUUCCAGGAUUUGAGCCAAAGGCACCGCGAGACUGGUACUUGAGGGAUGGCUCACAAGGUUGUGUUUUAAAACAAGAAGGCCGGAUUUGUGGGAAUGGGGAAGGGUUUGUGAAGCUGGAAAGGAUGAAGCUGCCUGACACCUCUAACGCGAGGCGAGACUUGAGUUUGGGUAUGAAAGCAUGUGAAGACUUGUGCUUGAAAAACUGCUUGUGUAUGGGUUAUUCUGCGGCUGAAGUGAGUGAUGGAGGUUCAAAUGGAUGCAUUACAUGGUACGAUAAACUGGUGGACUUGAGAGAGUUUUCAAGCGGUGGCCAGGAUUUCUACGUUCGUGUGAACUCCUUUGAGUUAGCUAACUAUUCAAAGAAGGAGAGAUCCUACGGUUACAUCAAGGUUAUGGUGCCCCUACUGAGUGCAGCACUUUUGAUUCUGCUUCUUCUCCCAUAUUGGUUAACAAUGAAGAAGAAGAAGAGAAGGCAGGAGGGGAUAUGGUUGUUUAGUUGUAGUAAUAUUGAUGGAGAAGAUCUUGAGUUUGAUGAAAUAAUGACAAGUACUGUUGAUGUGAAAUUUCACUCUUUAAGCACUAUUAUAGCGGCGACUGAAAAUUUCUCCAAUGCUAACAAAGUUGGAGAAGGUGGAUUUGGCUCCGUGUACAAGGGUAAACUGCAUAAUGGACAAGAUAUUGCAGUCAAAAGGUUAUCAAACGCGUCGGGACAAGGAACAGAGGAAUUUAGAAAUGAAGUAACGUUGAUAGCAAGGCUUCAACACCGAAAUCUUGUCAGACUCUUAGGUUACUGCAUGCAGAAUGAAGAGAAAAUGUUGAUAUAUGAGUACUUACCAAACAAGGGCUUGGAUGGAUUUCUUUUUGAUGAUCAAAAAAGAUGUAUGCUAGAUUGGAAAAGACGAUUUGAUAUAGCAGUGGGCAUAGCUCGGGGGAUGGUAUAUCUUCAUCACGACUCAAGAUUAAGAAUUAUUCACAGAGAUUUGAAAGCAAGUAAUGUUCUACUAGAUGCUCAAUUGAAUCCAAAAAUAUCAGAUUUUGGUAUGGCUAGAAUAUUUGGGAGCGAUCAAAUUGAGGAAACGACGAGAAGAGUAGUUGGGACAUAUGGUUAUAUGUCACCAGAGUAUGCAAUGGAAGGCCUUUUUUCAAUAAAGUCCGAUGUUUUCAGCUUUGGGAUUCUACUCCUGGAGAUCAUUAUGGGAAGAAAGAAUAGCAGUUACUAUGCUGAAAAUUCCGUCAAUAUGAUUGGACAUGUUUGGGGUCUUUGGGAAGAAUCACGAGUCAUGGACAUAGUAGAUCAUGAGUCCCUUGGUGAAUCACAUCAACAUGAUUCCGAAAUUUUUAGAUGCAUCCAUAUCGGGCUGUUGUGCGUGCAAGAAUCUGCAGCUGCAAGACCAAGCAUGUCAGAAGUGGUGUUUAUGUUGUGCAAUGAAAUAAAUCUUCCACUUCCGGACCAGGCUGCAUUUAUUUUCAGAACAUCAGACGGAGGCAUCACAAACACAAGAUCUAGUAGUGUUGGAGUUACUUCUGUCAACGACGUUACAAUUAGCACGGUUCAAGGUCGUCUAGUUGUGAAUGUGCCGGUUCUUGACAAUUCAGCUUACUGGAGUAAUUCUGCAUCAAAAUAUAUAGGAAUGUCACAUCAAGGCCGCUAUGAAAGUAUUGUACAAACCAUGCUUCACAAGAGGAGCUCCCGAAGUUUCUGUGUCAUAUUUCUUCUCUUCCGGUAUUGCAGCUCCACCAGCAUCAUUACCCCGAAUGAGCCUCUUAGUGACGGAAAUGUUUUGGUUUCCUCAGAAGAAAACUUUGUCCUUGGUUUUUUUAGCCCUGCUAAUAGCACCAGAAGAUAUGUUGGUAUUUGGUACAACAAAGUCACAAUUCGAACGGUAGUUUGGGUUGCCAACAGGGAUCAUCCACUUACAAAUACAUCCGGUGUUCUAUCACUAGAAAAGAAUGGAAAUCUUGUUUUAUUCGACAGCCAACAGCCAGAUGUUGCGGUAUGGUCAACUAAUGUAUCAAACUUGUCAGCUGCUCAAUCAAACAACUCAGCCGAGCUCUUGGAUACAGGGAAUUUUGUUCUGCAAGGACAUGAUAGCAAAGAAGAUUUCUUGUGGCAGAGUUUUGAUUAUCCAACAGAUACUCUGGUUUCCAAUAUGAAGCUUGGAUUUGACCGUAGGUCCGGUCUGAACAGGUUCCUGACAGCUUGGAAGUCACCAAAUGAUCCAGGAACCGGAUCAUAUUCAAUUAGGAUUGAUAUUAAUGGAUCAGUUCCCCAAUUGUUCUUGUAUCAGAAUCAGAAUCCAGUAUGGCGCGGAGGACCUUGGAAUGGACUCGGAUGGAGUGGUGUACCUGAAUUGGCAGUCGUGGCAUCCCCUAAGUACAUUUUUAAUGUAAGUUACGUUGACAAUCCUGAUGAGGUAUACCUGGUAGAUCAUUUACGCAACACCUCAAUCAUAGCGAGAAUGAUUGCUAAUGAGUCAACUGGAACACUUCAAAGACUAACGUGGCGACCAGCUGAGCAGAAAUGGGUUAAUUUAUAUUUUGCACCUGAGGACCGAUGUGACACUUUUGGUUAUUGUGGCGCAUACAGUGAUUGUAACCUGUACGAUGAUGUGGGCGAGUUCGUGUGCAAGUGCCUUCCAGGAUUCAAGCCAAAGUCGCAGAACGAGUGGGACUCAAGGGAGGGCAAGCAAGGUUGUGUUCUAAAGCGAGAAGGCCAAUUGUGUGGAAAGGGGGAAGGAUUUGUAAAGCUGCCUAAAGUGAAGCUGCCUGACACCACUACAUCAAGGCGAAACCUGAACUUGGGUGAAAAAGCCUGUGCAGACUUGUGCUUAAAGGACUGCUCGUGUACAGGUUACUCCGCUGCUAAUGUCAGUGGAGGAGGUUUCAAUGGUUGCAUAACAUGGUAUGAUAAACUGGUGGACUUGAGAAACUUUUCAAGUGGUGGCCAGGACUUCUUCUUUCGUGUGGACUCCGCUGAGUUAGCUAACUAUUCAAAGAAGCCAAAGAGAUCCCAUGGCUACAUCAAGGUUUUAGUGCCGUUACUGAUUGGCAGUGCUGCACUUUUUGUUCUGAUUAUUCUGGCAUAUUGGUUAAUAAUGAAGAAGAGGAAAGGGAUAGCUGAGACAAGACUGGAAGGAAUAAGGUUGUUUGGUCGCAAUAUUAGCAAAGGUGGGAAAUCGGUGCACAGCACUUCAAAAAAUAAUCCAGAGGUUGAUGAAACAGAAAGUACUGUUGAUGUAAAAGUAUACUCCCUGAACACCAUCAUUUCUGCAACUGAAAAUUUCUCCAGUGCUAACAAAGUUGGAGAAGGUGGUUUUGGCUCCGUGUACAAGGGUAAACUGCAUAAUGGGCAAGAUAUCGCGGUGAAAAGGUUGUCAAACACGUCAGGGCAAGGAACAGAGGAAUUUAGAAAUGAAGUAACGUUGAUAGCAAGGCUUCAACACAAGAAUCUUGUCAGACUCUUUGGUUACUGCAUGCGGAAAGAAGAGAAAAUGUUGAUAUACGAGUACUUGCCAAACAAGGGCUUAGAUGGCUUUCUUUUUGAUGAUGAGAAAAGAUACAUGCUAGACUGGAAAAGACGAUUUGAUAUUACAGUGGGCAUAGCUCGGGGCAUGGUAUAUCUUCAUCAUGAUUCGAGAUUGAAAAUCAUUCACAGAGAUUUAAAAGCAAGUAAUGUUUUACUAGAUGCCGACUUAAAUCCAAAAAUAUCAGAUUUUGGUAUGGCUAGGAUAUUUGGGAGCGACCAAAAUGAAGAAACAACAAGAAGAGUAGUUGGAACAUACGGUUAUAUGUCACCAGAGUAUGCAAUGGAAGGCCUAUUCUCAACAAAGUCUGAUGUUUUUAGCUUUGGGAUUCUACUCUUGGAGAUCAUUAUGGGAAGAAAGAACACCAGUUACUAUGCUGAAAACUGUGUCAAUCUAAUUGGACAUGUUUGGGGUCUUUGGAGGGAGUCAAGAGCCAUGGAAAUAGUAGACCGCGAGUGGCUUGGUGAAUCACAUGAACAUGAUUCCCAGAUUUUUAGAUGCAUCCAUAUCGGGCUAUUAUGCGUUCAAGAAUCUGCGGCUGCAAGACCAAGCAUGUCGGAAGUCGUGUUUAUGUUAUGCAAUGAAAUAAGUCUUCCACCUCCAGACCAGGCUGCAUUCAUUUUCAGAACAUCAGAUAAAGUUCUUACAAACACAAGUUCUAGCAGUGUUGGAGUUGUUUCUGUUAACAACGUCACGAUUAGUACAGUUGAAGGUCGCUAGAUCUCUAUGUAUUAAAGUGAUACGUUUUUGCACUCACGAAUUCUGAUUUUGGGAAUUGACUCCUACGAGUACUGGUAGCAGCUACUAGCUAAUGUUGUAGUAGUGAAAUUCGAUAUCAUUUUCAAGAUAGACUGAAAAGCAAUAUGUGUAUUUGAAGUACGCGGUUUGUAAUUUUUUGUGUACCUCGUACGUCAAUCAAAUAGAUUGUGUAUUUAUCAUCA